AUAUAUUGGCACUACGUGAUAUUCGAGUUAAAGUACCACAUGCUGUGCGUCGUGGCCAAAGAAUAACCAUGAAAUGUCACUAUGACAUUGAAGACGAUACCCUGUAUUCGGUGAAAUGGUACAAAGGUAGACGGGAAUUCUAUAGCUAUACACCGAAUGAGAAUCCAGCAUUGAAAGUUUUUCAAAUACCAGGUGUACGAGUUGAUCGCCACUCGUCCAAUGAAACGCAAUUGGUAUUGGAAUCUGCCAGCAUGGCAACGGCUGGCAAAUAUUCAUGUGAGGUAUCAGCCGAUGCUCCAUCUUUUCAUACUUUAAUCGCUGCCGCUGAAUUGGAGGUUGUUGAAUUGCCCCACAAUCCGCCUGUUAUCACGGGAAUGCGUGCACGUUACCAUGUCGGUGAUAUAUUACGCGGCAAUUGUACAUCACGACACUCGAGACCAGCAGCAAAUCUCACAUGGACAGUGAAUAAUGAAGAG
This is a messenger RNA of Musca vetustissima, 476 nucleotides long. RefSeq names its product cell adhesion molecule 3-like. The annotation marks the transcript as partial. Lineage: Eukaryota; Metazoa; Arthropoda; Insecta; Diptera; Muscidae. The transcript has 3 exons. The record is from RefSeq and is a predicted model, not a curated record.